UAAGAAUGGUCCUUUCAUGACAGACAUGGAAGCAUUUGGGUUCCCUGAGAACGGUUACUUGAGUACGAUUAUUCUGGUAACAAACAGAUACAAGGCACUCUUCAAACACAUUAAGGAACAAGGAUUUCCAUCAUUAUGUCUGGAAUCAAAAACAUUUGCACUGGAACUAAAGUGGACUUGGGAGCAAGCUGCAAGCCAGUUUGUGAAAGCAAACAGGCAUGUGGAAGCGAAGAUUCAGUACUGCAGGUAUGUUCCAUCGACCUCCUUAAAUGCAGGACAGGACCGAAUCGACUGGAGCAUUACACAAACUGUUACCUUAAUGAUCACCUCAUCGUCCGUAGAGGACAGUGUUUUCAAAUGUGGGUUGAGCUGUCCCGGCCUUUUGUUCCAAAUAGAGACAAACUGCACCUGGAGCUGACACUUGGUAACAUUCCAUCAAUACAGAACGGCACGUACGUGAUUGUUCCACUAGUGGAAGAAUUGAAGAAAGACUGCUGGGGAGCCAAGAUUGUUGAACAGGGACAAAAACGAAUCAAACUGAGUGUUAGCUCUGCUCCGUCUGCUUGUAUUGGACGAUACAAGCUCAAUGUUGCAACAUACUGUCCAGGGGCCAGAUACAUUUCGCCAUACAACCCUGACAAUGACAUUUACAUGCUGUUCAACCCCUGGUGUAGAGAUGACUGUGUGUACCUAGAGGAUAAUGCAGAGAGAACUGAGUAUGUGCUGAAUGACAUAGGAAGAAUCUACUAUGGAACGAAGCAACAAAUUGGUUGCAGAACAUGGAACUUCGGUCAAUUUGAUGACGGAGUCUUGGCUGCAUGUUUGUAUGCGCUGGAAAGGAGUGGCGCCCCUUGCUCAGGAUGGGGAAGCCCUGCUAAUGUCGCCAGAGUGGUAUCUGCCAUGGUUAUUGCCAAUGAUGACUUUGGUGUUUUGACUGGUAACUGGUCAAAUAAUUACAGAGGUGGGAUUGCUCCAACAUCCUGGUGUGGUAGCAGUCCCAUUCUGAAACAGUACCACAAAAGUGGAGGAAUGCCUGUGAAAUACGGACAGAGCUUGGCCUUCGCUGGGGUCACCAACACAAUGUUGAGGUGUUUAGGCAUUCCCACUCGUCCCAUCUCCAAUUUCUUGUCAGCUCAUGACACUGACGUUUCUUUGACAACAGACGUUUAUUUAGAUGAGAAAUUUGAGCUUAUUGACAACCUGAACUGUAAUCCAAUCUGGAACUACCAUGUGUGGAACGAGGCCUGGAUGACUCGGCCAGACUUGCCAGCUGGUUUUGGAGGUUGGCAAGUGGUUGAUUCCACUCCUCAGGAGACCAGCCAGGGCUUCAACCGCUGUGGCCCCACCUCUGUUGCUGCGAUUCGUAGCGGGCAGGUCUUCCUAAAGCAUGAUGUGCCCUUUGUUUUUGCUGAAGUGAACAAUAAUAAAGUCUACUGGCAACGGAGAUGUGAUGGGACCUUUGGUGUUGUCCAUGUUGAGAAGAACGCAGUAGGUCACUGCAUCAGCACCAAGGCUGUUGGCUCUGACAAACGUUUUGAUAUCACACACCUCUACAAACAUCCACAAGAUACAGAGGAAUACCGCGUUGCUUUGGAAACGGCCAUUCGCCAUGGCUCCAAGCGAUGCAUAUCCCCAUUGCCCUGUGCAGGGGAAGUGACUGUUAAAGUCACUAUGCAGGGAGAGGGACCGUGUGUGGGCAAGGAUGCUGUGCUUUCCAUCGUUCUGAAGAACACAUGUGACUCACCUCGUACUGUCACCCUCUACAGCCAGGUGGCAGCCACGUACUACACCGGAGUUCACAAUGCCUUAGUGAGAAAGGGCAAGCUAGACAUUGAGCUGAAGCCUUGUGAUGUCCAGACUAUACCUUGGACUCUGCGAUAUGAUGAGUAUAAAUUCCACCUUGUGGACCAGGCAGCACUGAUGCUCAAUCUUUUUGGACAGGUCGCUCAGACUAAACAGAUUCUGGCCUCCCAGUUCAACUUCAGACUGCGCACACCAGAUCUUGUGAUUGCUCCUGUAUCCGACUGUGUGGAGGGCAAAGAAAUGCCAGUCAAAAUCACAUUCAAAAACCCGCUGUCUUGUGUGCUGAAGAAUGUGACUUUCCGUAUUGAGGGACUGGGACUGCAGCAGGCCAGAACAAUUACACAUGGUGACAUUGCAAGUCUGGCCACAGUGAACCUGACGGAGACGUUUGUUCCCAAGUGUCAUGGCCCACACAAACUUCUGGCAUCCCUCGACUGUCCUCAGCUGACUCAGGUGCAUGGAGUCGCUGACAUAGUUGUUAAACAACAGCGAUAAAGCAUUGAAAUUACAUAAAGAGAAAAACAUGCAAUCGGUAAAAAUAUUAGGAUUCAUUUAAUCACAGUCUUAGAGGCUUUUUGUUAAGUAACAGUGUAGGAGAGAUUGUAAA
Messenger RNA from Xyrauchen texanus (razorback sucker), 2410 nucleotides. RefSeq names its product protein-glutamine gamma-glutamyltransferase K-like. Bases 136 to 2298 code for a protein of 720 amino acids. The record is from RefSeq and is a predicted model, not a curated record. The transcript is spliced from 15 exons. Lineage: Eukaryota; Metazoa; Chordata; Actinopteri; Cypriniformes; Catostomidae. Gene Ontology annotation, molecular function: protein-glutamine gamma-glutamyltransferase activity. Gene Ontology annotation, biological process: peptide cross-linking.